GAGGAUGUCAAGUUAGCAAAAAUUAGGCUGGGGAAGAAGAGUAAGAAUGGGAUGGGGAAGAGACGAAGGAGGUGGGAACAAGGAUGGAGGGGGCAAGAUGAGGGUGUUGGACUCAGUGAUCCCAGACAGAGGGGAUCAGCGCCUCCCUCCUCCUCACUGUCGCUGGCUGCCUAGAUAGACGGGCUGUGGCUCAGUGAGCCCCACUGCAGGGAACAAGCAAGGGACACCCAGGAGCUCAGGGCAGCCAAAGAGAGCCAGGCUGCCAAAGGGGAACCCACCCUCCCCUGCCUUGAGGGCCCACCUCCUGAGGCUGGGGACAGAACAGGUGCAGAGGCACUGCAGCUGCUCAUUGCCCAGCCUCCUGAAUGAUGCCAGCCCAACAUUCCCUAACCUCCAACCUGGCCCUCCUGCUGCUGCUGGGCACAGUCAGAGCAGGCCCUUUCUCUUCACGCUCCAAUAUUACACUCCCUGCCCCACGACCCCCUCCUAAGCCAGGGGGCCGCACAGCAGAACCAAGAGGGGUGAACCCCACUUCUCAGCUUUAUGAGCACACUGUAGAAGGAGGGGAAAAGCAGGUGGUGUUCACCCACCGUAUUAACCUGCCGCCUUCAACUAGCUGUGGCUGUCCCCCGGGCACUGAGCCCCCGGUCCCUGCUUCAGAGGUGCAGGCCUUGAGGGUCCGCCUAGAGAUCCUGGAGGAGCUGGUGAAGGGGCUCAAGGAACAGUGCACAGGGGGAUGUUGUCCUUCUGCUGCCCAGGCUGGCACAGGUCAGACAGACGUCCGUAGCCUCUGCAGUCUCCACGGUGUGUUUGACUUGAGCCGCUGUGCCUGCUCCUGCGAGCCAGGCUGGGGUGGGCCCUCCUGCUCAGACCCCACAGACGCCGAAGUAUCCCCUUCCUCGCCACCCUCCGGGUCCUGCCCAGAUGACUGCAACGAUCAGGGGCGCUGUGUCCGCGGUCGCUGCGUGUGCUUCCCUGGCUACACUGGCCCCAGCUGUGGCUGGCCCUCCUGUCCUGGGGACUGCCACGGCCGAGGGCGCUGUGUGCAGGGCGUGUGCGUGUGCCGGUUGGGCUUCUCUGGUGACGACUGCAGCCUGCGCUCCUGCCCCCGAGGCUGCAGCCAGAGGGGGCGCUGCGAAAAUGGGCGCUGCGUGUGUAACCCCGGUUACACAGGUGAGGACUGUUCAGUAAAGAGCUGCCCCCGGGGCUGCAGCCAGAAAGGGCGCUGUGAGGAAGGGCGCUGCGUCUGUGACCCUGGCUACACUGGAGAAGACUGUGGCUCACGGACCUGCCCUUGGAACUGUGGUGAAGGUGGGCGCUGCGUGGACGGCCGCUGCGUGUGCUGGCCUGGGUACGCAGGUGAGGACUGCAGCACACGGAUUUGCCCGCGCAACUGCCGAGGCCGCGGGCGCUGUGAGGACGGAGAAUGCAUCUGCGACACCGGCUACAGUGGGGACGAUUGCGGCGUGCGGAGCUGCCCCAGCGACUGCAACCAAAGGGGCCGCUGCGAGGACGGCCGUUGCGUGUGCUGGCCAGGGUACACGGGGCCUGACUGCGGUGCGCGCGCCUGCCCGCGUGACUGUCGGGGCCGCGGGCGCUGUGAGAAUGGCGUGUGUGUUUGCAACACAGGCUACAGCGGCGAGGAUUGCGGCGUGCGCAGCUGUCCUGGAGACUGUCGUGGCCGGGGUCGUUGUGAGAGUGGCCGCUGUGUGUGUUGGCCCGGGUACACGGGCCGGGAUUGUGGAACGCGGGCCUGCCCUGGAGACUGCAGAGGGCGCGGGCGUUGCGUGGAUGGUCGCUGCAUGUGCAACCCAGGUUUCACGGGCGAGGACUGUGGGAGCCGUCGGUGUCCAGGGGACUGUCAUGGUCGCGGCCACUGCGAGGAUGGCGUGUGCACGUGUGACGCUGGCUACGAGGGAGAGGACUGCAGCUUACUCAGCUGCCCAGGAGGUUGCCGAGGCCGUGGCCAGUGCGUAGACGGACGUUGCGUGUGUGAUGACGACUACUCAGGCGAUGACUGCAGCGUGAGGCGGUGCCCGGGAGACUGCAGCCAGCGCGGCGUGUGCCAGGACGGUGUGUGCACCUGUUGGGAAGGCUACGCGGGAGAGGACUGCAGCCUCCGUACCUGCCCCUCCAACUGCCACCAGCAUGGCCACUGUGAUGAUGGGCGCUGUGUGUGCUACUCAGGCUACACCGGCCCCUCCUGCUCCAUCCGCACCUGCCCGGCCAACUGCCGGGGUCGUGGGCGCUGUGUGCAGGGAUCCUGCGUGUGCCACGCAGGCUACAGCGGUGAGGACUGUGGACAGGAAGAGCCUCCUGCCAGUGCCUGCCCUGAAGGCUGCGGGCCCCGGGAGCUGUGCCGUGCAGGCCAAUGUGUGUGCGUUGAGGGCUUCCGAGGCCCGGACUGUGCCAUCCAAACAUGCCCCGAGGACUGCCGUGGCCGAGGAGAGUGUCGUGAGGGCCGUUGCAUCUGCCAAGAGGGCUAUGCAGGGGAGGACUGUGGAGAAGAGGUGCCAGCCAUUGAGGGCAUGAGGAUGCACCUCCUGGAGGAGACGACGGUUCGGACAGAGUGGACCAGGGCUCCUGGCCCUGUGGAUGCCUAUGAGAUUCAGUUCACCCCCACGACAGAGGGGGCAAGCCCCCCAUUCACCGCACGGGUGCCAAGCUCUGCUUCGGCCUAUGACCAGAGAGGACUGGCCCCCGGUCAGGAGUACCAGGUCACUGUCCGUGCCCUUCGAGGGACUAACUGGGGCCCUCCUGUCUCCAAGACCAUCACCACCAUGAUCGAUGGCCCCCAGGACCUCCGGGUGGUGGCCGUGACUCCAACCACACUGGAGCUCAGCUGGCUGCGCCCCCAGGCCGAGGUGGACCGAUUCGUGGUGUCCUACGUCACUGCUGGCAACCAGAGGGUGCGGCUGGAAGUGCCAGCCGAGGCAGACGGAACACUGCUGACUGACCUGAUGCCGGGUGUGGAAUACGUGGUGACUGUCACCGCGGAGCGGGGCCGGGCAGUAAGCUACCCAGCGUCUGUCAGGGCUAACACAGCACCAGGCCACUACAGUUACCCGGAGGUGCGCCCCCCAGCCCCGCCCCCCAAACCCCGGCCUAGGCCUCGGCCGGCUCCGGCUCCGCAGCCCCCUAGGCCGGCUAGGCUCCCUCGACCGGCAGAGGGGCAAGAGGAGCCUCGGCCUGGGCCUAGCCUGCCCCAGCCCCCUCGGCGGCCGUGGGGCAACCUGACAGCGGAGCUGGGCCGCUUCCGCGGCACGGUGCAGGACCUGGAGCGCCACCUGCGGGCUCACAACUACCCACUGAGGGCCAACCAGACCUACACGUCCGUGGCGCGCCACAUCCACGAAUACUUGCAGCGGCGUCUGGCGGCCUCUGCCCCCACCAGCUCUGCACCCCCUCCCCGUCAGCCGUACCCCACCGCCAGCCACGACUCUGGCACCUGGAAACGGGACUCCAACCAGGGCAUCUAUGGCCUCUUACCCGAAGGCGUCGAUGGGAUGGCUGUGCCCCGUCACCCCAAGCCCGAGGUGCUAGGCAGUUCCGCCAAUGGCUCACUACUCGUGUCCCUCGAUGGGCUCCGCGGCCACUUUGAGCGAGUGGUGCUGCGCUGGCAGCCCCAGCCGCCUGCAGACGCCCCCGGCGGGGAGCUGACUGUGCCUGGCACCACGCGCACCGUAACCCUGCCCGACCUCAGGCCAGCCACCACCUAUCAUGUGGAGGUCCACGGGGUGCGGGCAGGGCAGACCUCCAAGUCCUACGCCUUCAUCACCACCACAGGAUCCUCCCCCUCGGGCUUCUUGGGAGCCACCGAUGAGCCUCCCCCUUCAGGCUCUUCAACAACUCAAGGGGUGCAGGCCCCUGCCCUGCAGCAGCGCCCCCAGGAGCUGGGGGAACUGAGGGUGCUAGGCAAAGACAAAACCGGGCGCCUCCACGUAGCCUGGACAGCCCGGCCCGACACCUUCGCCCACUUCCAGCUGCGCCUCUGGGUGCCCGAUGCUCCAGGGGCACAUGACGUACUGCUGCCAGGGGACGUCCGCCAGGCACUGGUGCCCUCACCCCCUCCUGGAGCCCCUUAUGUGCUGUCACUUCACGGGGUUCCUCCUGAGGGCAAGCCCUCUGCCCCUCUCAUCUAUCAAGGCAUUAUGGACAGGGAUGGGGAAAAGCCUGGGAAGCCCUUGGCCCCACCACGCCUGGGCGAGCUGACAGUGACAGAUGUGACCUCCAGCUCCCUGCUCCUGCACUGGACUGUCCCUGAGGGCGAGUUCAACUCCUUCAUGAUCCAGUACAAAGACAGGGAUGGGCCCCACAUGGUGCCUGUGGAGGGGCCCCAGCGCUCGGCCCUCAUCACCAACCUGGACAUGGGCCGCAAGUACAAAUUCGCCCUGUAUGGGUUUGUGGGCAAGAAGAAGCAUGGCCCCCUGGUGGCUGAAGUCAAGAUCUUGCCUCCGAGGGAUCCCAGCCUAGUGACACGACCCCGUCUCGGAAUGCUAUGGGUGACAGAUCCCACCCCAGACUCACUGCACCUCUCCUGGACGGUCCCUGAAGGCCAGUUCGAUUCCUUCGUGGUCCAAUACAGGGACAGGGAUGGACGGCCCCAGGUGGUGCCCGUGGAGGGACCUGAGCGCUCGGUCACUAUCUCUCCACUGGACCCUGACCACAAGUACAGAUUCACUCUGUUUGGCAUCGCCAACAAGAAGCGGCAUGGUCCCCUCACGGCUGAUGGCAGCACUGCUCCAGAGAAGACAGAAGAGCCCCACCACCCAGAGCCCCCCGAGCAGCCACUACUGGGGGAACUGACAGCGACUUCCGUGACCCCAGACUCCCUGCGCCUGUCCUGGACAGUGGCCCAGGGCACCUUUGACUCCUUUGUGGUCCAGUACAAGGAUGCGCAGGGGCAGCCCCAGGCAGUGUCGGUCAAGGGAGAUGAGAACACGGUCACUGUCCCCAGCCUGGAAUCUGACCGGAAGUAUAAAAUGAACCUCUACGGCUUUCAUGGCCGGCGGCGUGUGGGGCCUGUGUCCACCGUGGUCACCACCGCUCCACAACCAGAAGAGACUCCUGCAGCCACCAACCCCCCGCUGGAGCCACGCCUGGGGGUCCUGACAGUGACGGGUGUGACCCCCACCUCCGUGGGCCUCAUGUGGACAGUCGCUGAGGGCCAGUUUGACUCCUUCGUGAUCCAGUACAAGGAUAGGGAUGGGCAGCUCCAGGUCAUUCCUGUGGCCAUGGACCAGCACGAGGCCACUAUCGCGGGGCUGGAACCUGCACGCAAAUACAGGAUGCAUGUCUAUGGGCUCCACGGCGGGCAGCGCGUGGGCCCCCUGUCUGCGGUGGCUGUGACGGCUGCCCAAGGAGAUGCCAGCCCAGGGGCCCCACCCCGCCUCGGGGAGCUGUGGGUGACAGAGCCCACCACAGACUCACUACACCUCUUCUGGACAGUCCCCGAGGGCCACUUCGACUCUUUUGCGGUCCAGUUCAAGGACAGGGAUGGGCCCCGGAUAGUGCCUGUGGCGGGUCACGAACGCUCAGUCACCAUCACCCCUCUGGACAGUGGCCGCAAGUACAGAUUCCUCCUCUAUGGCCUCCUGGGCAAGAAACGCCAUGGCCCCCUCACCGCUGAUGGCACCACAGAGACCCAGGGUGCUGUGGAUGAUGCUGGAACAAAGCGUCCCUCAAAACCCCAUCUGGGAGAGGAGCUACAGGUGACCAGCGUGACACCAGACUCCGUGGGCCUUGCGUGGACAGUCCCCGAGGGCCAGUUUGACUCCUUCGUGAUCCAGUACAAGGACAAAGACGGGCAGCCCCAGGUGGUGCCCGUGGAAGGCAGCCUCAGGGAGGUCAGGGUCUCAGGCCUGGACCCCUCCCGCAGGUACAAGCUGCUGCUCUAUGGGCUGUACGAGGGCCGGCGUGUGGGGCCCAUCACUGCCGUCACUGUGACCGCCCCCAGAGAAGAAAUUGGAGCGGAGACCAUGGCCCCAAACCUUCCACAGUCUGAGCCACAACUCGGGGAGCUGACUGUGGACGAAGCCACGCCGCACACCCUACACCUCUCCUGGACGGUCACUGAGGGAGAAUUUGACUCCUUCGAGGUCCAGUACAUUGACGAGGAUGGGAAACUCCAAGUUGUCAGUUUAGGGGGCAACCGAAAUGACAUCACCCUCUCUGGACUGGAAUCCAACCACAGAUACCUGGUAAAUGUGUACGGUUUCCAUGGCCGGCAUCGUCUGGGUCCUAUCCAGGUGGAAUCUCUGACAGUUCCAAGGAAAGAGGAGAAUGAACUACCAGAAACUUCCAUCAUGGGCCCUGAGGCUCCUCCCAUCAAGCCGCUCCUGGGGGAGCUGACUGUGACUGACGCCACCGUGGACUCCCUGCGCCUGUCCUGGACCGUCCCCGAGGGCAAGUUCGACCACUUCCUGGUCCAGUACAAGAACAGGGACGGGCAGCCCAAGGAGGUGCGGGUGCCAGGGCACGAGGACGGGGUCACCAUCUUGGGCCUGGAGCCAGACCACAAGUACAAGAUGAACCUGUAUGGCUUCCACGACGGCCAGCGCCAGGGCCCCAUCUCUGCCAUCGGGGUGACAGCUGCUGAGGAAGAGACCCCCAGCCCCACCGAACCUGGCACAGAGGCUCCAGAGCCCCCCGAGGAGCCCCUCCUGGGGGAGCUGACAGUGACAGAAUCCUCCCCAGACUCACUGAGCCUCUCCUGGACCGUCCCCCAGGGCCACUUUGACUCCUUCACUGUCCAGUACAAGGACAGAGACGGGCGGCCCCAGGUGUUGCGUGUCGGGGGUGAGGAGAGAGAGGUCACUGUGCAGGGCCUGGAGCCGGGGCGCAAGUACAAGAUGCACCUGUAUGGCCUGCACGGGGGGCAGCGUGUGGGCCCCGUGUCCACUGUGGGCCUGACAGUCCCUGAAGUGGAACAGCCAGCCAGCCCCACUUUGAAGCCGAGCCUGGGGCAGCUGACCGUGACAGACGCCACCGUGGACUCCCUGCGCCUGUCCUGGACCAUCCCCGAGGGCCAGUUCGACCACUUCCUGGUCCAGUACAAGAACGGGGAUGGGCAGCCCAAGGCGGUGCGGGUGCCAGGGCACGAGGACGGGGUCACCAUCUCGGGCCUGGAGCCAGACCACAAGUACAAGAUGAACCUGUAUGGCUUCCACGACGGCCAGCGCCAGGGCCCCAUCUCUGCCAUUGGGGUGACGGCUGCUGAGGAAGAGACCCCCAGCCCCACAGAACCCGGCACAGAGGCUCCAGAGCCCCCCGAGGAGCCCCUCCUGGGGGAGCUGACAGUGACAGAAUCCUCCCCAGACUCGCUGAGCCUCUCCUGGACCAUCCCCCAGGGCCACUUUGACUCCUUCACCGUCCAGUACAAGGACAGAGAUGGGCGGCCCCAGGUGGUGCGUGUCGGGGGUGAGGAGAGAGAGGUCACUGUGCAGGGCCUGGAGCCGGGGCGCAAAUACAAGAUGCACCUGUACGGCCUGCACGGGGGGCAGCGUGUGGGCCCCGUGUCCACUGUGGGCCUGACAGCUCACCCAGCUCUAGAUCACAAAGCUGGGACCACCCAAGUUCCUGCCACCUCGACCCCCGAGCCUCCCAUCAAGCCCCUCCUGGGGGAGCUGACUGUGACGGACGCCACCGAGGACUCCCUGCGCCUGUCCUGGACCAUCCCCGAGGGCCAGUUCGACCACUUCCUGGUCCAGUACAAGAACGGAGAUGGGCAGCCCAAGGCGGUGCGGGUGCCAGGGCACGAGGACGGGGUCACCAUCUCGGGCCUGGAGCCAGACCACAAGUACAAGAUGAACCUGUAUGGCUUCCACAACGGCCAGCGCCAGGGCCCCAUCUCUGCCAUCGGGGUGACGGCUGCUGAGGAAGAGACCCCCAGCCCCACAGAACCCGGCACAGAGGCUCCAGAGCCCCCCGAGGAGCCCCUCCUGGGGGAGCUGACAGUGACAGAAUCCUCCCCAGACUCGCUGAGCCUCUCCUGGACCAUCCCCCAGGGCCACUUUGACUCCUUCACCGUCCAGUACAAGGACAGAGAUGGGCGGCCCCAGGUGGUGCGUGUCGGGGGUGAGGAGAGAGAGGUCACUGUGCAGGGCCUGGAGCCGGGGCGCAAAUACAAGAUGCACCUGUACGGCCUGCACGGGGGGCAGCGUGUGGGCCCCGUGUCCACUGUGGGCCUGACAGCCCCAGAAGAGGCCCCCGAGUCUCCCGAAGGGCCCCGCCUGGGGGUGCUGGCAGUGACUGACAGGACCCCAGACUCCCUGCGCCUCUCGUGGACUGUGGCCCAGGGCUCCUUCGACUCCUUCGUGGUGCAGUAUUGGGACACAGACAGGCAGUCCCAGGCCUUGCUUGUGGGUGGUGACCAGAACAGGGUCCUUGUGUCGGGCCUGGAACCGAGCACCCCCUACAAGUUCUUCCUCUACGGCCUCCGUGAAGGGAAGCGCCUGGGCCCUGUCUCAGCUGAGGGCACCACAGGGUCAGCUCCUGCAGGUCAGAGCCUGGGGGAGCCAGGGCCCCGGCUCUCCCAGCUGUCUGUGACUGAUGUGACCACCAGCUCUCUGCGACUCAACUGGGAGGCCCCCUCUGGGGCCUUCGACUCCUUCCUGCUUCGCUAUGGGGUCCCAUCAGCAAGCACUCUGGAACUGCAUCCACGUCCCUUGCUGCAGCGGGAGGUGACAGUGCCAGGGACACGGCGCUCGGCUGUGCUUCGGGACCUCCGUCCUGGGAGCCUGUACAGCCUUACACUGUAUGGCCUGCGUGGGCCCCACAAUGCCGACAGUGUGCAGGGCACUGCCCGUACGCUGAGCCCAGUUCUGGAGAGCCCCCGUGACCUCCAGUUCAGCGAAAUUGGGGAGACCUCAGCCAGGGUCAGCUGGAUGCCCCCACCGUCCAGAGUUGACAGCUUCAAAGUAUCCUACCAACUGGCAGAAGGAGGGGAGCCACAGAGUGUGCAAGUGGACAGCCAGGCCCGGACCCAGCAACUCAAGGGGCUGGUCCCAGGCGCUCGCUACGAGGUGACGGUGGUGUCUGUCCGGGGCUUCGAGGAGAGUGAGCCUCUCACGGGCUUCCUCACCACCGUUCCUGAUGGCCCCACCAAGCUGCGAGCACUGAACUUGACAGAAGGAACAGCCAUGCUACACUGGAAGCCCCCUCAGGCUCCUGUGGACACAUAUCACAUCCGGGUUACAGCCCCAGGCACCCCCUCUCUACAGGCCUCAGCCCCCAGCAGCACCGUGGACUACCCCUUACACGGCCUCGAGCUCCACACCAACUAUACAGCCACCGUGCGUGGUCUUCGAGGCCCCAACCUCACCUCUCCAGCCAGCAUCACCUUCACCACAGGGUUGGAGGGCCCCCGGGACUUGGAAGCCAAGGAAGUGACCCCCCGCACAGCCCUGCUUACUUGGACAGAGCCCCAAGUCCCACCAACUAGCUACCUGCUCACCUACGACACUCCUGGUGGACAGACCCAGGAGAUCGAGCUCGCAGGAGGCCUCACCUCUCACCAGCUCCGGGGCCUCUUUCCCUCCACCAGCUACAGAGCCUGGCUCCGGGCUGUGUGGGGCGAGAGCCUCACGCCGCCCAUGUCUACCUCCUUCACCACGGGUGGACUGCGGGUCCCCUUCCCCCGGGACUGCGGGGAGGAGAUGCAGAAUGGGGUCGGCACCUCCAGAACCUCCACCAUCUUCCUCAACGGCAAUCGCGAGCAGCCCCUGAACGUGUUCUGUGACAUGGAGACUGACGGGGGCGGCUGGCUGGUGUUCCAGCGUCGCAUGGACGGACACACGGACUUCUGGAGGGACUGGGAAGACUAUGCCCGUGGUUUUGGGAACAUCUCUGGGGAGUUCUGGCUGGGCAACGAGGUCCUGCAUAGCCUGACGAGAGCUGGCGACUACUCCAUGCGUGUGGACCUGCGGGCUGGGGACGAGGCAGUGUUCGCUCAGUACGACUCUUUCCGGGUAGACUCGGCCUCCGAGUACUACCGCCUCCACCUAGAGGGCUACCACGGCACCGCAGGGGACUCCAUGAGCUACCACAGCGGCAGUGUCUUCUCUGCCCGAGACCGAGACCCCAACAACUUGCUCAUCUCCUGUGCCGUCUCCUACCGAGGGGCUUGGUGGUAUAGGAACUGCCACUAUGCCAACCUCAACGGGCUCUAUGGGAGCACAGUGGACCACCAGGGAGUGAGCUGGUACCACUGGAAGGGCUUCGAGUUCUCUGUGCCCUUCACGGAAAUGAAGCUGAGACCCAGAGGCUACCAGGCCCCUGCCUGGGGAGGCUGAGCCUGGGCUCGCCUCUCCCACGCAGGUACGGCUGCCGAGCACUGAGGGGCCGCGAGGAGAGAAGAGUCAGGGCCCGUCUUCACUACCCAGCCACCAGAGGAAGCCUUCUCCACCGCGGUCUCACAGCACUAUGUUUACAGGGGGGAGGGAGGAUGGUACGGGAGCAAUAAAAGGAGAAACUGA
Molecule: messenger RNA, 10475 nt
Organism: Phyllostomus discolor (pale spear-nosed bat)
Lineage: Eukaryota; Metazoa; Chordata; Mammalia; Chiroptera; Phyllostomidae
Gene: TNXB
Product: tenascin XB
Exons: 35
Coding region: 366-10292 (3308 amino acids)
Molecular function (GO): protein binding
Source: RefSeq, a predicted model, not a curated record